AUGCCCCCUAUUCCUCAACCUGGUGUGAACACGUUUGAUACUCAGCAGCAACCAUAUGGAGCACAGAACUUUGGACAACCACCACCAAUGAACCAAGGGUAUCCUCAACAACAACAGCAACAGCCACAGCCGCCAUCGGGAUCAUAUCAGCAACAACCACCAGCACCUUAUCAACCUCAACAACCAAUGACUCAGCAGCAGUUUAGACCGCAGCCACCAGUCCAACCUGGCUCAAGAUCAAGGAUUGAUCCGGAUCAGAUCCCAUCGCCUGUCGCUGUUCAAGAGGCGGACCAAGCAGAAUGGGAUGACAAACCAUUUAUCACUUCGACUAGGACGCAUGUCACUCCACUUGCAAGCUCAGACUUUAUGGCAAUCGAUGAAGGCAAUUGUAAUCCUCGAUUCCUUAGGAUGACAACAUACAAUGUCCCUAACACCGAAGACCUUCUCAAUUUGUCCCAGUUGCCCAUGGGACUUGUCAUUCAACCCUUAGCCAAGCUCCGUGCAGACGAGGCACCUAUUGACACUGUAGAUUUCGGUGACCAAGGACCUGCCAGAUGCCGUCGCUGCAAUGCAUACAUCAAUCCGUUCAUGAUUUUCACCAAUGGCGGCCAACGAUUUGUGUGCAACAUGUGUUUGUUUGAGAAUGAUGUUGAAUCCAAUUACUUUUGUAACUUGGAUAUGAAUGGUCGUCGUCUUGAUUUGGAUCAGCGACCUGAAUUGAGGAAUGGCACCAUUGAAUUUGCAGUACCCAAGGAGUACUGGAAUAAAACACCUGCACCUGCGGCAUAUGUGUUUGCGAUUGAUGUCUCUUGGAGCGCUAUCCAGAGUGGGAUGUUGCUGCAGUGCGUUGAUGGUAUUAAGAGGGCUAUUUGGGAUGAAAAUGGUCUUUCGAGGUUAGCACCUGGGGCACAGAUCAGUAUCUUGACGUUUGAUAAGACUGUUCAUUUUUACAAUAUUUCGCCAAGCUUAGAGCAGGCUCAGAUGAUGAUUGUUCCUGAUGUCAAUGAUGUCUUUGUGCCCCUGAGUAAUGGAUUCCUGGUUGAUCCCGCCACUUCAAAGACCAUUGUGGAAUCGUUGUUGGAUAUGCUUCCUCAAUUGUUUGCAGAAAAUAAGACUACAGAGCCAGUGAUUGGCGCAGUUGUGCAGGCGGUCCAAGCAGCGCUGGAGAGCCGUGGAGGCAAACUAAUUGUGUUCCAAACUGCAUUGCCAACAUUCGGACCAGGGGCACUGAAGCACCGCGAUGAUUCAAAGGUUUAUGGCACCGAUAAGGAGCGCACGUUAUUUGCACCUCAAGAUGAUUUUUACAAAAAGCUGGGUGAAUCUUGCGUGGAGGCAGGCCUGUCUGUUGAUCUAUUCCUGUUCCCGAAUGCAUAUGUGGAUGUGGCUUCUGUAGGAUGCCUGUCAAGCAUCACGGGUGGAGAAACGCAAUUGUUCCCCAACUUUAACGCGGCCCGAGAUGGCGAGAAGUUGAAGGGCAAUAUAAUCAAGAUUUUGGGACGGCCAUUUGGAUACAAUGCAUUGUUACGUGUUCGUUGCUCAACGGGACUGAGGAUUACGGAACAUUUUGGAAACUUCCAUAUGAAGAACAGUACGGACCUAGAGAUAGGAGGUCUAGAUUCUGAAAAGGCCUUUGGAGUGCUUGUGAAGCAUGAUGGCAAGUUGGACGAGAAGACAGAGGUUAGUUUCCAGGUUGCGUUAUUGUACACGACUGCGGAUGGUUAUAGAAGAGUAAGAGUCCAUAAUUUUAGCACACCAGUGACGACCUUGUUGGGCAAUGUGUUCCGAUGGGCAGAUAUGGAUACUACGAUCAACUUCUUGAGCAAAGGAGCUAUCUCGCAAGGGCUCACCAAACCAUUGAAUGAAGUACGCGAUACCAUGACGGAUAAAUGUGUCAAGAUCCUGUCAGCCUACCGCAAGAACUGCGCUUCUUCCACUGCUCCGGGCCAAUUGAUCCUACCAGAGUCAUUUAAGCUUUUCCCUGUAUAUUCAUUAACGCUGCUCAAGUCCAAGUCACUUCGGGGUGGUAAUGACAUCAAUAGUGAUAUUCGAGUACACCAAAUGCGAAUGCUCAAGAGUAUGGGUGUCAGUGAAUCAAUCGCAUUCUUGUAUCCUCGUAUGAUUCCUGUUCAUGAAAUGGAUGAGAAGGUUGGCGUGAAGAAUCUGACAACCGGUCGGGUGUACCUUCCUCCAUUGAUCCGAGUGUCUUAUGCACGCUUAAAUUCAUCCGGAGCAUAUCUGCUUGAAAAUGCACAAUCAUUGUACCUCUGGCUUGGUCGCGACAUCAACCCUCAAUUUUUACAGGAUGUUUUUGGUGUUUCGACCUUGGAUGAAGUUGAUUCCAGCUUGCAAUAUCUACCAGAGUUGAACAGCAGGACAAGUUCACAGCUUCGUACGAUAGUAUCGUACAUGGACAGCCAGAGAUCCAAGUAUCUGAACCUGAUUAUUGUUCGUCAAGGCAGAGAUCAGAUCGAGCUAGAGUUCUCAAAUUUGUUGAUGGAAGACAAGAACAACGAUGCGAUGUCUUAUGUCGAUUACCUGUGUGCGAUCCACCGUAUGAUCCAGACCGAGGUCUCUUCAAAACCCCAAGAACUCCCUACAAGACUUUGGACCACACGUUAG
This is a messenger RNA of Lobosporangium transversale, 2619 nucleotides long. RefSeq lists its product as hypothetical. The transcript is spliced from 8 exons. Gene Ontology annotation, biological process: intracellular protein transport; COPII-coated vesicle cargo loading; endoplasmic reticulum to Golgi vesicle-mediated transport. Gene Ontology annotation, cellular component: COPII vesicle coat; endoplasmic reticulum exit site. The coding region runs from base 1 to 2619 and encodes 872 amino acids. The record is from RefSeq and is a predicted model, not a curated record. Gene Ontology annotation, molecular function: SNARE binding; zinc ion binding. NCBI's taxonomy places the organism in Eukaryota, Fungi, Mortierellomycota, Mortierellomycetes, Mortierellales, Mortierellaceae.